Molecule: messenger RNA, 1062 nt
Organism: Erigeron canadensis
Lineage: Eukaryota; Viridiplantae; Streptophyta; Magnoliopsida; Asterales; Asteraceae
Product: F-box/FBD/LRR-repeat protein At1g13570-like
Exons: 5
Coding region: 1-1062 (353 amino acids)
Molecular function (GO): protein binding
Source: RefSeq, a predicted model, not a curated record
AUGGAAGCUUUAGGCGGUUUGGAUAGAAUCAGCAUCCUUCCUCAAAACAUAACCGAAAAGAUUCUAAGUCUUCUGCCAAUCCCAGACGCAUUGAAGACGAGCAUCUUGUCAAGGAAGUGGAGAUAUUGUUGGGCGAGCAUUCCGGUACUUACAUUUAACGACCAAAUGUUUGAAGGAUCAUCAUCUAGUGGCAUACAAAAUAUGAGCCAAAAACUUGAUACCGUCUAUCAAGUUUUGCUGCAACACAAAAGUCCGCUAGUGGGGUUUACUUUGUCUAUUGAACCAGAGAUGGUUUCUAAAGUCGACCAAAUCGUUUCUUAUGUUGUUUCAAGAUGCAAUAGAUUAGAAGAAUUGGAGCUCGCAAAUUGUGAUUUCGAGCCUCCACCAAAGUUUACUGGGUUUCAUUCACUGAACUGGCUAAGUUUUUCCAAUGUUGAGAUUUCUGCCAAGAUGCUAAAACGUUUCCUAACCCAUUGCCCACUACUUGACGAAUUCUAUUUGGUCGGAAAACAAAAGGAUACUACAAGAGUAGAAAACAUGCUUACAUUUGUUGAGUUUUUUGAGUGUCUUCCUUCAAUUCAGAUUUUGGCCAUCUCAACGUAUUAUAUGAAGUACUUUGCUCCAGGUAGGCCAAAUAAGUUACCAGUUUCAUUAGUCCAUCUCAAAAUUCUAUUCAUGGGUGUGUGCUUUAUGGAUCAUGAUGAGGUUUCCUCUGCUCUUUGUUUAAUCAAAAGCUCUCCAAAUUUAGAGAAACUUAUGCUCAAGUUAGUACCUCAACCAACUUCCAUGCAUUUUAUUGAUCUCCAAGACCACACUGGCUUCAAGUUGGAUUAUCUUCAAGAAUUGGAGAUGGAAUCAUUGAGUAACUUAUCUAUCGAGAUGGAAUUCGUGAAGCUCAUCAUGGCCAACUCAUCUGUGCUUAAAAAUGUACUAAUAGAGCUUGAUGACAGUGUUUCUGUUGAUGAAGAACUAGAGAUGUAUAGAGACUUGAUACGGCGGCCAAUUCCACGUGCAUCACCUUCAGCAGAAGUGAUCAUUACACGCCCAAAAACUUCAUCCUAA